AUGGCCAAGCUAAGCGACCUGCCCGCCGAGGCAGUCCGGCUCAUAGUCCAGUGCUUGUCCUCGCCACCCGCCAACCCACCCCCCAACACCAACAAGGCCCAUCGCAGCUUCAGCCUCGACCACACCGAGAUCGAACCGCUCCAAGCACUCCCGAGGCGGCAUUGGCAUGACUACCCCCCUCCGCCCCCAAACAAACUCCCAAAGAAUCCCUUGUUGUCGCUCGCGCUGGUCAGCCCGACCUUUCGAGAGUGCGCCCAGGAGACGCUCUUCAGCAACGUGGCUUUUGACAACCCAUGGGAGGCAAGUUUAUUCCUUCGGACGCUUACUCGCCCCUCCGCAGAGGACGAGCUCCGGAUGGCGGAGGAAAAGGACGAGGUCGAGAGCGCCCGCGCAUUGGCAAUCGGCCGUCGCCCGCGUCUGCACAGGUUAGCCGCACACGUUCGCUCGCUACAGUUCCUGUGGGGCGGGCCCUGCUCGAUGGGCAUGGGCGGCGGCUCGGUGUUCUGUGAGGUCCUGUACUGCUGCCCCCACCUAGAGAGCCUCGCGAUCAGCGUAUGCUUCUUGAGCCGAUUCAAGGAGCCUAUCAUGGAAGCCCUCGCCAGCCGUCGAACCAUCACAAAGUUUCUCCUCCUCCAGAACCCUGACCGAGACACCCCAGGCUGGCUGGCCGAAGACAUCGUCGGGCGCUUGUUUUCCAGCUGGAAAGACCUCAAGAUUCGACAACUACAUUACCUAUCUCUAUUCCCCAACCAAAGCUCCGUGCCCAACACCUUCCUCGCAUCUUUCUGA
Messenger RNA from Puccinia triticina, 789 nucleotides. RefSeq lists its product as uncharacterized. Gene Ontology annotation, molecular function: DNA-binding transcription factor activity, RNA polymerase II-specific; RNA polymerase II cis-regulatory region sequence-specific DNA binding. The transcript has 3 exons. Lineage: Eukaryota; Fungi; Basidiomycota; Pucciniomycetes; Pucciniales; Pucciniaceae. Gene Ontology annotation, biological process: regulation of transcription by RNA polymerase II. The record is from RefSeq and is a predicted model, not a curated record. The coding region runs from base 1 to 789 and encodes 262 amino acids.